AUGCAUCUGCCUGAGUUGAUUGUCCCAGCUCCCCAGACUAUGACGCACCGUCCCAACGAAGCUAUUAUGUACACAGGAGCGACAAUGGGAUUGUCCGCGUGCAACUUUACGGCGAGACAUCCCAUGAGCCAACAGGCUGAGAAGAGGAGGACUGUCGCUGUUGUGGGCACAGGCCUGGCCGGCUUGGUGACGGCCUAUCUUUUGCACCAUGACCCUCGACAGCGAUAUCAGGUGAAACUUCUGGAGAAGCGGAAUGAGUUCUCCUUGAGCUCCGAGUCGGUGACAAUUCCGACAUCAGAGCCGGGGAAAUUUACGGUGGCCGAUGUCCCCAUGCGCGCGUUUGCUGGUGGAUUCUAUCGCCAUCUGAUUCGAAUGUAUGACUAUCUGGGAGUCCGAUAUCACAGCCAGCAGUUUCUUUUCAGCUUCACACGGCUGUCUUCAAGAGGAUCUCCGUCAUCAGACAAGAUGUCAUCUCCACUUCAACCGCACAUGGUGCACGCAUCAAACUUCCAUAGGCUGCCUCCCGUACCGGGGAAGAUCGACUUGUUCUUUUGGCUGCUCGAGGCUGCCUACGCAUUGUUCUUCUAUGUCUGGUUCAUCAUCUGCGCUUCCUAUGUCGCCCCUUACGAAGCUUCGUCGUUUUCUUCCUGUGAAACUUUUGGUCACUAUUUGCAGAGAAUAUGUCUGCCACAGUACUAUAUUACGAAUUAUCUUCUGCCGUUGAUGUCGAGUGUCUGCACCUGCUCCCACCAAGAGCUGUUGAAUUUUCCCGCCUCCGAUGUGUUGGAAUACAAGAGGCGAACCCACCUGCAACCCCAUUAUGCGGUGGACACUGGGGUCCAAUCCGUCCAGGAGAAGCUAGCCAAAGGCAUAGAUGUCAACUUUGGGGUCUGCCUGACGCGGGUGGUACCAGGAUCUGACGGCGUACGACUCGAGUACACUGACGCGGAUGGCAAUGAGAAGUCAGAGAAUUUUGAUUUGGUCGUCCUUGCAAUAUCACCAGAUAUCGUUGCCGCAGUAUUCGAACCCUUGAAGGACAGCCUUUCCAGGAUCCCAACAACAACAGUCGAAACCGUCGCGCACACCGAUUCGUCGAGCGUGCCUCCAUUGUCUACUAAUCAGUCAGGACAAAAGAUCCACUUCCGUUUCGACAAGGAAAGCACAGAGGCGAUCCAUGAACAGCCUCAUUCGUCCGUCAUCGUCACGACCAACCCGAUCACGCCGAUCAAGCCGUCUCACAUCCUCCGGUCGGCGCGGUUCACACGGGUCCUCCGCAGUCCUGAAAGCCGUCGAAUCAUCAAUGACAUUUUCCGUGAUGACAAGGCUAAAGACACUGCUUCUUUCGAUUCCACCGCCCCGCGCUGGCGCAAUGGGGACGGCGGGGUGUAUCUCGCUGGGGGAUGGUGCUGGGAUGGAAUGGUGCUGUUGGAAGGAUGCGUUGUGUCCGCCAUGAGGGUUGCUUCUAGUUUGGAUGUGGAGAUUCCCUGGAUGUGA
Molecule: messenger RNA, 1494 nt
Organism: Rasamsonia emersonii CBS 393.64
Lineage: Eukaryota; Fungi; Ascomycota; Eurotiomycetes; Eurotiales; Trichocomaceae
Exons: 3
Coding region: 1-1494 (497 amino acids)
Molecular function (GO): oxidoreductase activity
Source: RefSeq, a predicted model, not a curated record